This is a messenger RNA of Cyphomyrmex costatus, 1816 nucleotides long. RefSeq names its product probable DNA primase large subunit. Lineage: Eukaryota; Metazoa; Arthropoda; Insecta; Hymenoptera; Formicidae. The record is from RefSeq and is a predicted model, not a curated record. Gene Ontology annotation, biological process: DNA replication initiation; DNA replication, synthesis of primer. The coding region runs from base 486 to 1757 and encodes 423 amino acids. Gene Ontology annotation, cellular component: alpha DNA polymerase:primase complex. The transcript is spliced from 4 exons.
CGGACCGAUAAUCGAUGGACAUAGGGAAGAUUCGAAGUUCGUUCGAACCACAAAUCCACACAAAUCGUCCAUUGUCCAUUUUCGAGUUCCGAAAAUUACGUAUUUAACUGCUUGAUAACUUCUCAUUUUGUAAAAAUUUACGAGGAACAGAAUCAAUUAUCGUGGGUGUACAUUUUUGUACAUAACAAAACUUUCAGUUGUCUAGGCUGCGGCCCACUUGCUUCUUCCAAUUGCUCUGAACACUACGCUUUAAAGUUUAAACGCUAUGGUUGGGUUGAUCCAUUAUUGUCCCGAAUGCUUACAUACAGUUGCUACGUAAACGCUCCAGCCAACCCACGCCACCCCCCGAGAUGAGACAACCGGAGUAAAAACGAUGACGUAUUGAUGAUGUAUCAGAGUUGCUGGAAGCAUUUCGAAUCGUCAAAUGGACCAGUGCUAUAAAUGCUCUGUAGCGUUUGAAGCGCUAAGUGAACCGCAGCCCUAAUAUGAUUGAUGUAGACAUAGAUAUGUUUUAUAUUAUACCACCAAAUGGCGAGAUACCGCUUUAUAUCUUGGAAGAUAGUAUUUUGACUAGAUUAGAUUAUUUGAGGCUCUUAAGUGAAGGAUCUACUAAUGAAUUUGAUGGGAAAUCUGAGUAUUUAUUAGAAAAUUCUACCUAUGAUAAAAUUGGACAUUUUGUAUUACGAUUAUUAGCUUCUACAUCGUCGGAUUUGUGUAUUUAUUGGAUUGACAAGGAAUCAUUAUUAUUUAUACAUAGAUUAGAUAGUCUAUCACCUAGACGAUUACAUAAAUUAUUAAAGCAAAUUAUAUGGAAAUUACAAAUAUUUAAAGAUAAGAAAAAUGCAAUUGACACAACUCUGAUUGAUUUAUGCAAAUUUUAUUUGCAACCCUUAGUUUUUAAACAUCUGAUAUCAAACUGUCACAAUUGCAAUAAUUUUCGAUUUGAAAUGAGAUUUGAAAUAGUACCAGACUUGGUGAAAGAAAGAGAACUAGUCUUUAAUAAUGGAAAUAUUGUCACAUACUGUUCAAAUUGGAAAAGAGUACUUCAAUCAUUAUUUAGUAAUUAUAUAAUUACUGAAAUGAAUAUCAUGAAGAGGCAGUCGCAACAUAUUAUAAAACAUGAUCUUAGAUUCCACAUUUUAAAUCAGAAAAUUCAAUCCUAUCUCUUCAACAAAAAUAUUGCUCAUGGAAAAGUAACUAUUGAUAACAUAGAGGCAGAAACACAGAAAUUUCCAUUAUGUAUGCAACAUUUGCAUUCUCUAUUAAGAAGAAGACAUCGUCUCAGUCACUAUGCGCGUUUAUACUACAGCCUUUUUCUAAAAGAAAUAGGAAUGACUCUAGAAGACGCAAUUGUAUUUUGGAAGCAAGAAUAUUCUAAACCACACACUUGUACUUCAGUAUGUUCACACAAUUGGCAAUCCAAUGAAAAAAAAUUCAUAUAUAGCAUCAGACACAUGUAUGGUUUAGAAGGAUCGCGAAGAACUUACAAGACACCUGACUGCAAUCUCAUUUGUGUUGGUAUUAGUGGAGCAACAUAUGAGGGUGGUUGUCCUUUCAAGGAUUUUGAUAAGAGUACACUCAGAAAUCUUUUACAUGCUUCGUUAACUAAGGAUGAAAUUGAAAAAUUUAUAAAUAACGUAUCUGCUAAAGAUCCAGAAGUUCUUUGCACUGCAUUUCUGAAACUCGUACGCAAAGAUGAUAUUAACGAUGUUAUUAUCAAGAGUCCAAUACAAUACUAUCAAAGAAUGAUUGGUUAAUAUCAAUUCCAACUUCGUAACGAAAAAUUUAUACAAUUAAUUUAUUCUUGGCCUUUAUU